Molecule: messenger RNA, 1029 nt
Organism: Pleuronectes platessa (European plaice)
Lineage: Eukaryota; Metazoa; Chordata; Actinopteri; Pleuronectiformes; Pleuronectidae
Gene: polr1h
Product: RNA polymerase I subunit H
Exons: 5
Coding region: 164-520 (118 amino acids)
Biological process (GO): DNA-templated transcription; termination of RNA polymerase I transcription
Cellular component (GO): RNA polymerase I complex
Molecular function (GO): DNA-directed RNA polymerase activity; zinc ion binding; nucleic acid binding
Source: RefSeq, a predicted model, not a curated record
UUUAGCGCACUUAAAUGACGCUGCUCAGUGCGACGGAGAACACCUGAAGGACCCUACUUUAUGUAAUCCGCAUACGCUCCGCUUCAAGUAAUAUUACAUACAGAAGGGAAAUAUUGCGAAAACUGCUCUUCAUUAGUUGGUUUACGAUUAUUACAUAUUAAAGAUGUCGUGUUUAGGUGGUGAUCCCAACUUCUGCCCAGAAUGUGGGAAUGUUCUUCCUCUUCCCGGAAUACAGGAUACGGUCUAUUGCCCUCACUGUUCCUUCUUCAUCCCCGUAACAGAGUUUUCAGGUCAAGAGAUCCAGUCUACGGUUAUCUUUAACCUUGUUGAGCAGUCAUCAAUCGCUCUGGAUGAAGAUGAGGACACUGAACUAAAGGGACCUGUGAUUGACAGACGGUGCUCUCAUUGCAAUAAAGAGGGAAUGGUUUACCACACCAGGCAGAUGAGAUCGGCAGAUGAAGGACAAACUGUCUUCUUUUCCUGUAUACACUGCAGGUAUCAGGAGAAGGAGGACUCCUGAGAGAAAUCUGCUUAACCUUCUCCACUCCUCUCCAUGUCUGCUUGUGAUGGGGGUCAGAUGUUUGGAUGCUUUCUCAAGACAUGGACUAAUUUAAUGGAUCCUUUACAGCUAGGUUUUCCAGGAUGUGGACUGCAGAGUAUAUCAGCGACUGUGCCUUCCUAAACUCAAAUGAGUUCACUAGUGCACAUACCUCUGCCAACAGCCAUGAGCUACCAACCCCUGAGUCAGCACCAAAUUUGUAUGGUUUCUAUCUUGGUUUGCAUAUGUCUGUUGACAAUCCAAAAAAUAAAUGGACGGGAGGGAAAAUGUAAAACUUCUUUGCAGAAAUAAUUAUUAGCAUUCAGGUUCGUCAUCACUGAAGUUUUCUGUUUUCACUGAAAAAGUAUAACCGAUAACAUAAGUGUAACUGAUGAUGAAUGCUUUGAGAUACAUUUGAGAACCAAAUUUUAUUUUACUUCAUUUAUAAUGUUUUUUAUAAAAUGUUAUUAAAACUGUUAUUGUGCGGCUUG